AUGGCGAGCUUUCGCCCGCUGACCGUACUGGUCGGCGUGUUGCUGUCUCACCUGCUGUUUGCCUGCGUGGCCGCCAAGGAUGAAGCUGUCCUCAAUGCUGAGAUUGGUAGGCUCAACAACCAGAGCCUGCUCUGGGGGCCUUAUCGUCCAAAUCUCUAUUUUGGUGUCCGGCCUCGCCUGCCUCACAGUCUGAUGACUGGCUUGAUGUGGUCCAACAUUGACACAUUCAAUGGGCCCAAGGACAAUCUUCGUUUCACUUGUGAACAGCACCAAGGCAUGGCCGGCUAUGGAUGGGAUGAGUAUGACACUCGCAGGGGAGGCGUCCAGACUAUCCACGAUGCUGGAAAUGGUGUGGAUAUCACCACCUCUUUCGUCAAGGUCCCCGGAGGUGGAAACGGCGGUAGCUGGGCUGCAAGGAUCAAAGGUGUGCCCAGGGACGGCGCCCCCGACAAUAUCAAGACCCAGGUUGUGCUCUUCGUCUCUCAGGAAGGCUUGGGCAGUGAGCUGGAGACUGUGGCUGAUGGCGAUGUCAACGGUUUCGCUGGGGAUGUUACCCUCAACGGCAGGUCUGACUCUCUUGGUGAAUUCAAGCUCGUCGUCACCCAUGGCACCGGCGAACAUCCUCAAGGCGGCUCCGAGGUUGAUGACGAAAAGGACUUCGACAAGACCGCUGUUCAGUCCCUGACCCUCCCAACUGAGUAUCUGUGGCAGGCCAAGGGCAUCGCACUCCGUCAAUUCGGGGAGCGUAUUCAAAGCCUCAUGGAGAUCAUCGACAAGGAGUCCCCUCCUCCACCACACCAGAUGUACGCCUUGCAAAACAAGCCUGGCGCUGGCAACGGUCAUCUCAUCCAGAAGAUCUACGAGGGCCCCUUCGAGUUUGAUGUCCUCUUCUCCAGCAAGUCCGCAGGAAACGAUUUGAGCAGCGAAGACUUGACGAGGGAGAUCAAGGAGACCACCGAGUCCUUUGGAGAACGCUUCUCCAGCGUGUUCAAGCCUCAAGCUCCAUUUACUGCCGACAAGUAUGCGAAAUUUGGUAGGAGCAUGUUCUCAAAUUUGAUCGGCGGUAUCGGCUACUUCUACGGCCAACAUGUGACCGACCGCUCAUACGCGCCCGAGUACGAUGAGGACGACGAAGGUUUCUGGGAGGCUGCCGCAGAGGCGAGGGCUCGCAAGGAGCAGAAGUUGGAGGGCCCAUACGAGCUGUUCUCGAGCAUUCCUUCGCGGCCAUUCUUCCCCCGCGGCUUCCUGUGGGAUGAGGGCUUUCACUUGCUGCCCAUCGCAGACUGGGACAUGGACUUGACCCUCGAGAUCAUCAAGAGCUGGUACAACCUCAUAGACGAUGACGGUUGGAUCGCUCGGGAGAUGAUCCUCGGCGAAGAAGCCAGGAGCAAGGUUCCUGAGGAAUUCCAAGUGCAGUACCCGCAUUAUGCCAACCCACCCACGCUCUUCUUCGUCGUCGACGAAUUCAUCUCCAAGCUGAAGCAGUUCGCCAACGGCAGUGCCUCCUCGCAGAAGGAGACAAUUUCUCAAGACCAAUUGCUCGGCACUGCUUACUUGGAGAACCCUAGCCUAAGCCUAGAGUAUCUCCGCCAACUCUAUCCUCUCCUACGCCGUCAAUUCUUCUGGUUCAAGAAGACUCAGUACGGCGACGUCAAGUCAUACGACCGAGAAGCCUACUCGUCCAAGGAGGCUUACCGAUGGCGGGGCAGGACCCCUCGACACAUCCUCACGAGUGGCCUCGACGACUACCCCCGGCCACAGCCCCCUCACCCUGCCGAGCUUCACGUCGAUCUGAUGAGCUGGGUCGGCCUGAUGAGCAAGACGCUCGUCAACGUCGCAGAGACCAUCGGCAUCGCCGAGGAUGCCGAGGAGUACAAGAAGAUCCUCGACGCCAUCGAGCACAACCUCGACGACCUUCACUGGUCGGAGAAGGAAGGAUGCUACUGCGAUGCCACGAUCGACGACUACGAGGAGAACGAGCUGGUCUGCCACAAGGGUUAUAUCUCGCUCUUCCCUUUCCUUACCGGCCUGUUGAAGCCCGACAGCCCCAAGCUCGGCAAGAUCCUGGACCUCAUCGGCGACGAGGAGGAGCUUUGGAGCCCCCACGGCAUCCGCAGUUUGAGCAAGAAGUCCGAGUUCUACGGUACCGACGAGAACUACUGGCGCAGCCCGGUGUGGAUGAACAUCAACUACCUGGCCGUGACGCAGCUUUACAACGUCGCAAAGCAGGAUGGCCCACACCAGGCCAGGGCAAAGGACCUCUACAGCCGCCUGCGCAAGAACCUCAUCGACACCGUCUACAAGAGCUGGACCGAGACCGGCUUCGCCUGGGAGCAGUACAACCCGGAGACGGGCGCGGGUCAGCGCACCCAGCACUUCACCGGCUGGACCAGCCUGGUGGUCAAGAUCAUGGCCAUGGAGGACCUCGCUGGCUCCGGCCACGCGCGGGACGAGCUGUGA
Messenger RNA from Diaporthe amygdali, 2460 nucleotides. RefSeq lists its product as uncharacterized. Gene Ontology annotation, molecular function: Glc3Man9GlcNAc2 oligosaccharide glucosidase activity. Gene Ontology annotation, biological process: protein N-linked glycosylation; oligosaccharide metabolic process. Bases 1 to 2460 code for a protein of 819 amino acids. Lineage: Eukaryota; Fungi; Ascomycota; Sordariomycetes; Diaporthales; Diaporthaceae. The transcript is spliced from 3 exons. The record is from RefSeq and is a predicted model, not a curated record. Gene Ontology annotation, cellular component: endoplasmic reticulum membrane.